GAUAGAGGGCGCAGUGAAAUUUACAAGCAUGGCGGCCAGCAAAAGCACCAACACGUACAAUCGUCAAAAUUGGGAAGAAUCGGACUUUCCCAUUUUGUGCCAGACAUGCCUGGGUGAUAACCCCUACAUUCGUAUGACAAAAGAAAAAUUUGGUCGGGAAUGCAAGAUCUGCGACCGUCCGUUUACAAUCUUCCGCUGGUGUCCCGGGGCUCGCAUGCGAUUCAAGAAAACUGAAGUGUGUCAGACAUGCAGUAAGACAAAAAACGUCUGCCAAACAUGCUUGCUGGAUCUGGAAUAUGGGCUUCCAAUUCAAGUCAGAGAUGCAGCAUUGAGCAUCAAAGAUGACAUGCCGAAGUCUGAAGUCAACAAGGAAUAUUACUCACAGAACAUUGACAGACAGAUUGCCAAUGUGGAUGGGGUACAAGCAGCAGGUGCCGUCGGCAAGGCUCAAGCACCCAGUGAUCUACUCAUGAAGCUAGCUAGAACCACACCUUACUACAAACGCAACAGACCUCAUAUCUGUUCUUUCUGGGUCAAAGGGGAAUGCAGACGUGGGGAGGAAUGUCCGUACAGACAUGAGAGACCAACAGACCCUGAUGAUCCUCUGGCUGAUCAGAACAUCAAGGAUCGUUUCUAUGGCACCAACGAUCCCGUCGCUGAUAAACUGAUGCGACGUGCUGAUACCAUGCCUAAGCUGGAACCUCCUGAUGAUAAGACAGUCACUACACUGUACGUGGGUGGCCUAGGAGACAAAGUCACUGAAGAAAACCUAAGAAACCACUUCUACCAGUUUGGCGAGAUCCGUUCCAUCAAUGUGGUACAGAAGCAGCAGUGUUCCUUUGUGACUUUCACAACGCGCUCCGCGGCUGAACAGGCCGCUGAAAAAUCCUUCCAGAAAUUGAUCCUGAAAGGUCGGAGGUUAAAUGUCAAGUGGGGGAAGUCACAGGGUCAACAAGGUGUCACCGCUAAGAGCAUAGAAGGGGGCAAGGAGCCACAGUAUGAGCCAGUACCAGGAUUACCAGGCGCUCUUCCAUUGCCACCCAUGCCAAGUGAUGGAUCACAACCCAGUAAUUUCUUCAAUCUUGACCAAGAUGAUGCUCAGUUGCCGCCAUUACCUGGUGGGCCAAUGGGACCCAUGGGAGGUGGGCCUGGGGGUCCCCCAGGGAGAUUACCACAGGGUCCGCCACCCCGUAUGAUGCAACGUCAACAGCCUCCACCACCUGGAGCCUUUGGAUUUCCCCCUCCACCUUUCCCUCCACCCCCUGGCUAUCGUGGACCUCCUCCAUUCCAUCCUGGAGCUCGUCCCCCACCCCAGGGGAUACGUCCACCACCUCCAGGUGUCAGACCCCCUUUAGCUCCCCCAGGGGUUAGACCACCAGGACUCCGGCCCCCAGGGCAAGCUGUUCAUUACCCGUCACAAGACCCACAGCGAAUGGGUACAGGAGCAGCACAAGAGUAGGCGAAAGAAAUAAGUGUUGAUACAUUGUACUUGAGUUGCAGACUAAUGAGUUUUUUUUCAAAACCUGGGGUUCAUCUUAAGCGUCUGUCUCAGGAGUUUUUAGGCCCCUGGUGUGGGCUGUUUGGUCCCAUAUUGUGUCAACUUGAAGCAUUAAGUUCCAUGAUGUUAGGCUAUUAAAAGUAUCCGUAUUUAGUUUGAUUGUGAGCCAAAGAUAUGAAGCCCAGGCUAAAGACAAAAGCUAGGAGUUUGAAAUGUACCUCUUCUACCUGAUAAUCAGGUUUUUUUGUUAAGUGGUCAAAAGUUUUAUCAAAUAAUUGUUAAAAUUUGGCAAAUUGUUGGUCAAAUUACUUUGAAUGUUUUUAUGGGAUUGAAGUUCUUACGUUUAUUAUAAGUUUGUUUGUCAGUAAAGCUUAGCAACUAAAUGUAUAGAAGUAACAACAUGCAUUUUGGACUUAUUACGUGCAAAUCUUUCAGUUACUGUGUAUUUUUAAAGGUCUCACAUAUUGCUGAAAGGCCAUUGUAAACAUGUAUUUAAUGUUCUACAUCGUCGACAAAUUUUAAUCAGUUAGGCAAUCUUUGGGCUUAGUUAAAAUGGCGUGAGAAAAAGUUACAGAAUAAAACCACACAUUAAAACCCCUAAAACACAGUUUAUGUGUUCAAAUAUUUCUGAUAGAAUGCUGCAAGAAACAAAACACUACAUUUUCCAAUUUAAAUGUGUUAAAUUUCACAGAAACACUUUUAAGUGAUUUUUUUCAGCUGUUAAAACUAAAACUGUAAAGUGCUGUUUUCAUGGUUACCAAAAUUAUCCGUGAAGCUACGAGCACGCGUGUUCCAUUUACUUUUCCAUUACACACCUCAAAUCUGUCAAAUUUACAACAAAAAGCCAAUAAAUACACACUGUUGAAUUUAGGGAAAUGGGGCACAUGCACAAGUUGCACAUGAUGUACAUGCACUUAAAAUUGACGUUUACAUUGUAAUUAUUUUUCUCCCCGCUGUCAUGUACAUACCCUGGCAUUUAAAGUUUUUAACCAAAUUUUGUUAAAAAAAAAAUAGAAGUUAAAGGAACUUGCAUGGAAAAGAAAGUCAUUUGAACAGUGCUAGAAAUAGCUAUGUACAUCGCCCAGGUGCAAUUUCCUCUUGUCUUUAUCUUGGAUUAAGAAACCCCCCUUAAUUCUCCCAAA
Molecule: messenger RNA, 2640 nt
Organism: Patiria miniata (bat star)
Lineage: Eukaryota; Metazoa; Echinodermata; Asteroidea; Valvatida; Asterinidae
Product: pre-mRNA-splicing factor RBM22-like
Exons: 9
Coding region: 29-1459 (476 amino acids)
Cellular component (GO): U2-type catalytic step 2 spliceosome; U2-type catalytic step 1 spliceosome; Prp19 complex
Molecular function (GO): pre-mRNA binding; U6 snRNA binding; metal ion binding
Source: RefSeq, a predicted model, not a curated record